Messenger RNA from Cooperia oncophora, 1323 nucleotides. Lineage: Eukaryota; Metazoa; Nematoda; Chromadorea; Rhabditida; Trichostrongylidae. The record is from the annotation of a GenBank genome assembly.
AUGGAAGCCGAUCUGACCAGCGUCGAAGUAAUUUUCGCUCAGAAGCUUGCAUGUGGCGAACCGGUCACACGUCAACGAGCUUUUCGUACGUUGCAAGAAUGGAUUAAGCAACAGUCAACAGUACGACCUUUCAAUGAGGCGGAUAUGCUUCGAUUAUGCAAAGGUCUUCAUUAUGUGUUGUGGAUGCAAGACAAAAUGUUACUACAGGAAGAACUGGCUGACAGAAUUAGUCAGCUUCAACUAGUGUUUACCAGAGAAGAGGAACGUGUUCUUUUUAUCGAAUCUGUAUUUAAAAGUUUGGCAAAAGAAUGGAAUCACAUAGAUAGAUGGCGGAUGGAUAAAUUUCUUAUGAUGAUGCGCCGAGUUCUUCGGGUAUUGUUUACUCAUCUUAGCUCCCUUAAGUGGAAGAAAUCAGUUCGAGAUCCUUACUGGGCAGCUUUUUGCCGGACUACAAUAUCAAGUGAUAAAUCUUUUCCGGAUGGGUUAAAGUUCCAUUUUGCCUCAAUAAUUCUUGACGAGAUGGACAACGCAGGUGGCAUCACUAAGAAGCAAAUAACGGCCUGUCUGCAACCGUUCGCGGAUCUUCUAGGCAUCCGAGCCAUCAGCGAUUACCUUUUUGACUCGAUUGCCGAGGAAAUCUUCGCUACGAUAUUACAUCAGAAAUCAGAAGAGAUUGCUUCUAAAAUGGAAUCUGAUGAAGGUGUAGAUGAAGAGUCAACGGGGAUUCAGAUUGACUACGUUGCACUGGGUAAAAUGCUGUUUGACAUAGGCAAAAAGCCCGAAACUGUCUCUAAACGACGAAGGAAGUUGUAUGAUCUAGUCAAAAGAUUCGAUAUGGCAGCGAAAGGAUGUGAUCCAUAUCAUUUCGAGCCUCCGGUGCCAGAAAUUGAGUUGACCUCGAAGGAUUUUGAAGAAGCUGAGCUCAAGCUGAAGAAACUUCAAGAGGAGGUUGUAUUAGAGCGGCAACGAAUGAAACUGGAAAAGAGGAAAAGGCGUCUCGAAAGCGAGUCCACCGCCAAAAAGCCCCGAAAGGAUGGAGAAGAGGAUCAGAACGAGGACGAGCUUUCGGCAGCAGUAGUUUUUUCAAGCUCAGGAGAAAAGGAACGAGCAAAAGAGGUCCUGGUGGCUCGAUUACGAAAGGACGGCUGGGUUACCGAAGUAAAAGCAAUGGCUCGGCGGAUGAUUAAGGAGCGAGGUGUGGAUAAUGUGAACCUGGAAAUGUUGUAUGAAGAGUUAAAGCAGCCAGCACGACGACUGGUUUCCGAAGAUGCGAAAAAAGAGCUGUAUUUGAUAGUAAGGGACUUGGGUGGCUCAACGAUGUGA